CAGGAAGUCCAUAAGGAGCCUGUCAUGGCAGCUCUGCAAAAGCGCCGGCACCAGAGCGGAUUAGUGGUACUCGUUAUUCUGCUGGGGAUUCUGGGGGAGCUCGGGGCCAGGCAGAUCCGUUAUUCCAUUCCUGAAGAGCUGGACAAAGGUUCCUUCGUAGGAAACAUCGCUGACGAUCUGGGGCUAGAGCUCCAGGAGCUGGGGGAGCGUGGAGUCCGCAUCGUCUCCAGAGGUAGGAUGCAGCUCUUUUCUCUGAACCCGCGAAGCGGCAACUUGGUCACCGCAGACAGAAUAGACCGGGAGGAGCUCUGUGCCCAGACCGCGCGGUGUCUGGUGAGUUUUAACAUCCUCAUUGAGGAUAAACUGAAUCUUUAUCCCAUAGAAGUGGAAAUACUGGACAUUAAUGACAACACACCCCGAUUCUUUAGGGAAGAAUUAGAAGUGAAAAUUCUGGAAAACGCAUCCCCAUCCUCUCGUUUUCCACUAAUGGAGGUCUAUGACCUGGAUGUGGGAAUGAACUCUCUUCAAAGCUUCAAACUCAGCAAGAAUAGUCACUUCUCAGUGGACGUGCAGAGUGAAGCUGAUAGGCCCAAAUACCCGGAGCUGGUGCUUGAGCGUGCCCUGGAUCGGGAGGGAGAUGCUGUUCACCACCUCAUCCUUACUGCUGUGGAUGGCGGUGAACCUGUCCGCUCAGGCACUGCUCGAAUUCUGGUAACUGUCCUAGACGUGAAUGACAACGCUCCAGUAUUUACUCAGCCUGUCUAUCGUGUAAGUGUUCCUGAAAACCUGCCAGUAGGCACAGCAGUGUUGUCGGUAAAUGCUACUGACCAGGAUGAAGGAGUCCACGCGGAAGUAAUGUAUUCCUUCCUGAGGGUAACAGAAAAGAUCUCCAAGAUUUUCUGCUUGAAUGUUUUCACUGGAGAAAUCUCGAUCUCUGCAAAUUUAGACUAUGAGGAUUCAAGCUUUUAUGAACUGGAUGUUGAAGCCAGAGAUAGGCCAGGUCUACUUGACAGAGCAAAAGUCUUAAUAACUAUCUUAGAUGUAAAUGAUAAUGUACCAGAAGUGGUAGUUACAUCUGGAAGCAGAUCAGUUGCUGAAAGUAUGCCUCCAGGAACAGUAAUCGCUCUUUUUCAAGUAUAUGAUAGAGACUCUGGACUGAAUGGCCUGGUAACAUGCUCCAUCUCAAGAAGUAUGCCAUUUGAACUGGAAAAAUCAGUAGACAAUUAUUAUCGAUUAGUGACCAAUACAGUACUAGAUCGAGAACAGGUAUCCUUGUACAACAUCACUGUAACAGUCACAGACAAAGGAAUUCCACCUCUGUCUACAGAAACACUUAUUUACCUAAACGUGGCAGAUAUCAACGACAACCCACCUGCCUUCCCCCACUCCUCCUAUUCUGUCUACAUCCCUGAAAACAACCCCAGAGGUGCCUCCAUCUUCUCUGUGACUGCACAUGACCCGGACAGCCAUGAGAAUGCCCAAGUCACUUACUCCCUGUCUGAAGACACGCUCCGGGGGGCACCCCUAUCCUCCUAUGUGUCCAUCAACUCUGACACUGGUGUCCUAUAUGCCUUGCAUUCCUUCGACUAUGAGCAAUUCCGUGACCUGCAACUGAGAGUGACUGCGCAGGACAGCGGAGACCCACCGCUUAGCAGCAAUGUGUCCUUGAGUAUAUUCAUUCUUGACCAGAAUGACAACACACCGGAGAUCCUGUACCCCGCCCUCCCCACCGACGGUUCCACAGGCGUGGAGCUGGCACCCCGAUCGGCAGAGCCCGGCUACCUGGUAACCAAGGUGGUGGCGGUGGAUAGAGACUCUGGCCAGAACGCCUGGUUGUCCUACCGCCUGCUCAAGGCCAGCGAGCCAGGGCUUUUCGCGGUGGGGCUGCACACGGGCGAGGUGCGCACAGCGCGGGCCCUGCAGGACAGAGAUGCGCUCAAGCAGAGCCUAGUGGUGGCAGUGCAAGACCACGGCCAACCCCCUCUCUCGGCCACCGUCACGCUCACGGUGGCGGUGGCCGACAGCAUUCCAGACGUCCUGGCCGAUCUGGGCAGUCUCGAGCCCCCAGCUGACCCUGAUGCCUCAGGUCUCACGCUGUACCUGGUGGUGGCGGUGGCCGCAGUCUCCUGCGUCUUCCUUGCCUUUGUGAUCGUGCUGCUGGGACUCAGGCUGAGGCGCUGGCAUUCGUCCCGUCUACUCCAGGCUACGGGGGUUGGAUUGGCUGGCGUGCCCGCCUCGCGCUUUGUGGGCGUGGACGGAGUGCGCGCUUUUCUGCAGACCUACUCCCGGGAGGUCUCGGUCAGGGCGGACUCCAGGGAGAGUCACGUGAUCUUCCCCCAGCCCAACUAUGCCGACACGCUUAUCAGCGGAGAAAGCUGUGGGAAAAGCCAGCCUCUUUUGAUUCAGGAAGAUUCAGGUUUUUGUAAAGAGGAAGACUCCCUUGUUCAGGUGAGGUUAUUCUUUUUAUUGGUUUUAUUUGAACAAGAACGUUUAAAAUUUUCUUUGAUCAGUGCUUAG
Molecule: messenger RNA, 2517 nt
Organism: Puma concolor (puma)
Lineage: Eukaryota; Metazoa; Chordata; Mammalia; Carnivora; Felidae
Source: RefSeq, a predicted model, not a curated record